AUGGAGGGUAUUGCUGAGUGUGCUCUCGAUGAUUUCCUCGCAUGUGAGAGGUAUCCGAAUUGGCAUAUGGCGGAAGUCAGCACUGGGACCACAUUGGUUGCUUGCGAAUAUGACGAAGGUGUUGUAAUAGGAGCUGAUUCUCGCACGUCCUCCGGGGUGUACGUAUCGAACCGAGUGACUGAUAAGCUCACUCCACUUACCAAAUAUAUUUAUUGCUGUCGUUCGGGCUCUUCAGCGGAUACACAGGCCAUAACUGAUGUCGUAAAAUAUCAGCUGGAGUUUCACUCCAUCCAAAUGGGUCGUGAGCCUACUGUAGCAGAAGCUGCUACAACUAUGCAAAACUUGUGUUACGGUUAUCGAGACAGUCUUACUGCCGGUAUGUUUGUAGCUGGUUGGGAUGCUGAAAAUGGCGGCCAAAUUUAUGCAAUUCCCGUUGGAGGUAUGCUUAUCAGGCAACCAGCGGUACUUGGUGGUAGCGGAAGUAGUUAUCUCUAUGGUUACUUUGAUGCACGAUUUACGCCUAAUUUGACGAAGGAAGAAGCAGCGGAAUUCGUCAGCACAUGCGUCGGUCUGGCAAUAAACAGGGAUGGGUCGAGUGGUGGUUGUAUCCGGCUUGGAAUCAUCUCACGCGACGGCGUUGAACGCAGGCUUAUCAAAGGUGACGAAGUUCCCAUGUACUCAUGCAAGGCGUAA
Molecule: messenger RNA, 693 nt
Organism: Hydatigera taeniaeformis
Lineage: Eukaryota; Metazoa; Platyhelminthes; Cestoda; Cyclophyllidea; Taeniidae
Source: the annotation of a GenBank genome assembly